AUGGAGACAAGCAGGUUAUACUCGAUAGCACAUGAUGCUUUCCGAACGAUAGUUCCUGCGCUACAAGACCGCGAAUCGCUGACGUUGCGUACACUUCCAAAUGCCCAUCUCUACUGGAUUCCCUACCUUUUCCUGGCGUACCUCGUGCGACGGGAGAAUACCCACCUACUCCGGAUCUUACUUUUCCCGAUAGUGGUUUUGACGACAAUUGCAUGCACAUAUCACUACCGAUGUGACAGUGACGCGUUUCUGAUAUGGGAAUUCCAGAGAGGGCUCUGUCCAUUCAUAGUCCUGGCUUUGUCUAUCGACUUUGCGUGUGUGAGGGAAGGGAGAUUCCGUAUAGGAGAGAAGAAGUUGAGGCCUAUGUUUGGACAUCAAGAAGAGGAUAAUAGAGAUCAUCUCCUUCCUCUGUGGCUUCAUGACGCACUGGACGUUGGUCUUGCCUUCAGAGGGAUAGGUUGGGAUUUUGGAGAUGGUUACUUGGUCCCAAGCCGCCGCCCUACAGAGCGUGGCGCUUUUCUCUGGACUACUUUUCUGGAAAUUCUCAAGAAGGUGCUCAUCGUAGAUUUCAUCGACUCGUUCGUGAAGCUGGUCCCGAACCUCGGUACUCCCUCAGGCGGCUCCAUAUUCUUCCCAGGGCUACCCCCAAUUCAGCGAUACACAUUCUCAACCAUCCUUAAUGUCGCCAUAGAACUCCUUAUGAACCUUGGCUUCGAUGUCUCAUUCAACUGUGUCACAUUUAUCGGAGUAGCCCUGCACGUUCGCGACCCGUCAUACUGGCGCGAGUUUCAGGACAAGCCGUGGUUAGCUUCUUCGCUCCACGAGCUUUGGUCUAAGCGCUGGCAUCAAGUCUGGCGCCAUCCGUUCAUGAUAGUUGGUGGGUAUCCUGGAGGAUGGAUCGCAGGCAGAGUCGGAGCGUUGAUGGGCACGUUUCUCGCCUCGGGUCUAUACCACGAGUGUGGCAUCUUUUUGCUCGGGAAAGGGGUAGACCAUCGUGUCACCCUCUUUUUCUUGUUGCACGGCGUCGGCGUCCUGUUGGAGGGUGUGUGGAGAAAGCUUACGGGAAAGAAAGUUGGUGGUAUCAUGGGACGCGUACUUGUGGCGCUCUCCCUGCUCGGUCUGGGUCAGAUACUCUCGGACUCGUUCGGACUUGCGGGUAUAGCUGGGGCAACCAUCAUUCCGUGGCAGUUGAGCCCCACAAGGCUACUUUUGUUCCCUUUGAUACGAUACUUUAUCCCGUCAUUCUGA
Messenger RNA from Sparassis crispa, 1248 nucleotides. RefSeq lists its product as hypothetical. The record is from RefSeq and is a predicted model, not a curated record. Bases 1 to 1248 code for a protein of 415 amino acids. Gene Ontology annotation, biological process: lipid metabolic process. The transcript has 4 exons. NCBI's taxonomy places the organism in Eukaryota, Fungi, Basidiomycota, Agaricomycetes, Polyporales, Sparassidaceae.